Molecule: messenger RNA, 795 nt
Organism: Pseudophryne corroboree (corroboree frog)
Lineage: Eukaryota; Metazoa; Chordata; Amphibia; Anura; Myobatrachidae
Gene: ZNHIT1
Product: zinc finger HIT-type containing 1
Exons: 5
Coding region: 1-690 (229 amino acids)
Biological process (GO): chromatin remodeling
Cellular component (GO): Swr1 complex
Molecular function (GO): nucleosome binding
Source: RefSeq, a predicted model, not a curated record
AUGCAACCCAGCUCCCAAGUCCCGAAGGCGCGCAACAAAGAUGGCCGCCGGUCUUCCCGCGGCCCCGUCCAGCGCAGAGAGCUCCGGCGCCCCCGGGCAGCAGAGGUAGGCAGCGGGGUGCGUCUCCCAGCCACCGCCAGCAGCAGAGUGAAGGUCGGAGGUCUGGGAGCAGUCCGCGGCCAGAUCCGGAAGUCCCCGGAGCUGCCGCCGGUCUGGGGGCUAAAUCGAGGCCCCGGCUUGUGGAAGCCCUUCCGUUCCAAUGACCCGUCCCAGCGGCGGGUGCUGGACUCCGCCACCCGCCAGCGCCGUCUGAACCGGCAGCUGGAUGCUUUGGAGAAAGACAACUUCCAGGACGACCCCCACGCCAACCUCCCACAGCUCAAACGCCUCCCCCAGUUUGACGAUGACACUGAGACUGGAAAGAAAAAAAAGAAAACGCGCGGCGACCACUUCAAGCUGCGGUUCCGCAAGAAUUUCCAGGCGCUGCUAGAAGAGCAGAAUCUAAGCACCAGCGAGGGACCCAAUUAUCUGACGGCCUGUGCGCCUGCCUCAAACUUCCCCCAGCGUCACUUCUGUUCUGUGUGCGGAUUCCCAUCCAACUAUUGCUGUGUGUCCUGCGGGUCACGGUAUUGCUGUGUGAAGUGUCUGGGCACCCACCAGGAGACCAGGUGCCUGAAGUGGACGGUGUGACCCCUCUCCAAGCUCACUGUAAUUUGUGUAAAUACCUCGUUUUGUAAAGAUAACUUGAACAAUUUUUUAUUUUUUUAUUUACAAUAAACGUGAAAGGUGACUUAA